Messenger RNA from Suillus plorans, 4025 nucleotides. RefSeq lists its product as uncharacterized. Bases 124 to 3909 code for a protein of 1261 amino acids. The transcript has 10 exons. Lineage: Eukaryota; Fungi; Basidiomycota; Agaricomycetes; Boletales; Suillaceae. Gene Ontology annotation, molecular function: protein binding. The record is from RefSeq and is a predicted model, not a curated record.
GUCUAUUGGAACCAGGCAAUGAAGCACAAUAAAACGCAUAACACACGCAUUAUAGCUUAAACAAAGACACAAUCCAUCCAAAGUCCAUCUCGACCGUGCUCAACACCAUCAUCAUCCAGUAAAAUGUCGAACAUCAUUCCAAUCACCACACCCCUGCAAGAGUUCAAUGGCCACGGAGGCAGCAUAAAUGUAGUCGCAGUUUUUCCCGAUAAACGACGGAUGGUUACGGGCUCGGAUGACAAAACCCUUCGUAUAUGGGACAUGAAGACAGGUGUUGUGUUGAAGAUGAUGAAAGGGCAUCGCAAUUGGGUGUCGGCAUUGGUAGUAUCACGAGAUGGGCAAUUGAUAGCAAGCGGUGAGGAAGGCGGAAACGUCAUCGUCCGGCACGGAGAAACUGGUGAAUCACUCGCCAAAAUCGAAGUACACUCCAAAUGUAUCUCCUCGCUGGAUUUUUCUCUCGAUGGAACAGUGCUUGCCACCGGUUCAUAUGACAGCAAAAUGACGAAACUGUGGAAUACCAAAACCUGGGAGCAGCAAGGAAAUCCAAUCGAGUCUGAUGCAUUUGUCAACUGCGUACAGUAUUCACCAUCUGGAGAACUUCUUGCCAUCGCAACAGACAGACAUAUCGAAAUUUACAAUUCAGGCACGAGAAAACGCGUCACAUCAUUCAAGGCCCACAUAGGAGAUAACUCGUCACUCGCGUGGACGCCCGAUGGCACACGCCUUCUCACAAGCGGCGAUGAUCUCGAUCCUACCAUACGCGAAUGGGAUACAAUAACAUGGAAUCAGGUCGGUGAUCCCUGGACGGGCCACACUGACCACAUCAAUGCCAUUGCCAUUCAUCCUGCUGGCACGCUCGCCGCCUCCGCAUCUACGGACAAACGCAUGCGUCUCUGGCGGCUCUCAGAUCGACAAACCAUUGCCGUCUUCAAGCACUCAUUCGAAGCGAUAUGCGUCACUUUCUCCGUGGACGGCAAUCACAUCCUCAGCGGAGGCGGCGAUAAUACGAUCUCAGAGUGGGCAGUACCUCAGGGUACUCAUCCAAAGACUAUCGCCAUCACAACAGCCCGCGAUGCAUACAUAGAUGGAGACUUAUCUACUGACGAAGAACUACCCACGCAAGAUAUCACCAUGGAUGCAAACAACCAUAAUUCCUACGCCCAUCGCUCAAAGAUCCUAGCCAUCACGACAGCCCGUAAUGCGUGCAUAGAUGGUGACUUAUCUACUGCUGAAGAUCUACUCACCCAAGAUGUCAACAACGAUCCCAACAACCAUACUUCCUACGCCCAUCGUUCAUUCGUUAUGGCGCGAAAACACGACUGGGACUGUGCCCUUCGGGAUGCAAUGAAUUCCAUCAACAUCGAGCCCUCGUUGUCAGGCUAUAUCUCCAAGGGUAUUGCCCUCUGCGGAAAAGGUCGCGUCCCGGAUGCGAGGGCAGCAUUUGAUGUUGCAUCAAUGUACACGGACCAAGAUUUACAAAUCCUCCAUUUUCUGCUCUUGAUUAAAGUCAUCGCGCUCUUCAAUGCAGAUCAAUAUGACGAGGCAAACCUCCUCCUCAAAGAACUCACUACCGGUUGUCCACAUGCCGACACUCGCGCAUGUCGUAUCGUGGAAGCAUAUCUACGUGUUCAAUUUGGACUCGAAGCCUUGUGUAGCGCACGUCACGACGAAGCCGCUGUCCAUUUCACUGCCGCCCUCGACUCCAGCAAUUUACCGUCGAAAUCGGACAUUCAUGAAAUUUACGAGGAUUUGGUGGUGCUCUUCGGCUGGGAUCUCAAAUCGUUGUGGCUCACUGCACAUCAGAAACGUUGCGAUGCACUCCUUCUCGCAGGCAAACUUCAAGAUGCCGUGAGAUCAUACCGAUACAUGACGGACAGUAUCGACGAAACAACGAGGGUCAUCUGCCUUGAAUGGUUCAAUGCUUUUACGGAAAAAUGCAGCGCGCCCCUUCUGAGCCGCGGAGAUGCCGCCCUCGCUGCAAGCGAUUUUGACAGGGCGAUUGACUUGUACUCGGCGGUGAUCGACCUGGAUUCUGCAUCCGAUGUCGUCUUUGCAAAAUGUAGUCAGGCAAAGUUAGGGAAAAGGCUGUGGGAGGACGGGUUUCUCGACGCGCAAAAGGCUACCGAACUCAAUCCUUCGUCUCACGUUGGAUACCAGUUGAUGCAUACAGCGCUUCGUGGUGCGCAACGUUACGACGAAGCCAUCGAGGCCUUCAAAAUCAUGUUGUCCAAGUUGGACGAUUCUCCCGAAGCUCAGACACGGGAUCUGCGUCAGCAGUAUGUUUGUCCAUCUGAAGCAGAAGACGCCAUUCAAAGAGCAGUCUGGAUUGAACUCGAAUAUGCCCCGCUGCGUCUACUUAACACCGCCACGGGUCUUUUAUGCGAUCGAGCGGCCCAGAUACAUGCCUUCAAAACGAGUGCACAGUAUAAGGAGCUUUUGUCAUUCACAACGAAGCAUUCAGACCUCGAAAUGGACCGCAUCAAGCAAGUGGUAGCAGCAUACUUCCGCUGCGUCUUGCUGUCACACAGGUGGGAAGAGACGGAGGCGCUGCUGCACGACAUCCGGGAUAAAGAUGUGCGCGAGUUGAAUGGACUUGGCGGGAUCGCGAAACUGCAAUCGUUCUGCGAGGUCGCUCGCAAUUCUGGGUAUCGCUGGGCGUGGAUGGACACAUGCUGCAUCGACAAGAAGAGCAACACCGAGCUUCAAGAAUCAGUGAACUCCAUGUUCGUCUGGUACCGCCAUUCAGCGCUCACUAUUGUAUACCUAUCCGAUGUGCCUCCUUCAUCCCAACCCGGUGCACUGGCGAGGAGUGUUUGGAACCAGCGAGGAUGGACCUUUCAAGAGUUCGUCGCUCCGAAAGUCGUAUUAUUCUAUCAGAAGGAUUGGUCAUUGUAUCUCGAUGAUCGCUCUUCUAACCACAAAGAGUCCCCUGCAAUCAUGAAGGAGUUGGAGGAUGCGACUGGAAUAGAUGCACGGAGCUUGAUCUCCUUUCGUCCUGGGAUGAGCGACGCUCGACAGAGACUUCAAUGGGCGUCAUCUCGCGUCACCACAUUGCAAGAAGACAUCGCGUACUCAUUGUUUGGUAUCUUCGGUGUCCACCUACCUGUCAUGUAUGGCGAGAAGAAGCAGAACGCGCUCGGGCGACUCUUGCAGGAGAUCGUGGCUCGGUCAGGAGACAUCACCGUCCUCGACUGGAUCGGACAACCUUCCGAGUUCAACAGCUGUCUUCCGGCCUAUAUUACUUCUUACGCCACUCCUCCACGCACCCUUCCAUCCUUGUCCGAAGAUGAGAUCCAGACAACUAUCUCUUCGUUGCGACAAAAUUCCAUGGCUGUGGAGUUUGCUUCGGAACUCUACGACCGGCUUGAUAACACGAGCGCUGCUCGUUUCGCGAACUGCAGAUUGCGUCUGCCUUGCAUGGCAUUCCGUGUCACAGAGGUCGGUCUAAGCUACGAUCCAUCCCAGGAGACUCGAUAUGAAGUCAAGGCAGACGGGCUUUGUGACCUGUUGGUCACCACUGUACAGCCGAUUGUUCAGUUCUCGCAGACAAGGCCCACUCAGCAAGCCUUUGUCCUUGUCCAUCCCUGGGAUCGGUCCCUCCUCGAGCUACCAGACUUUACAGAUCUGCAAGACGAUACGGAGAACGAAGGGGAUUAUUGGACGCCGCCCUCGUCUCCAUCUGACGACUCACCUCGCCGUUCUGUUGUAACACAUGAGGUGGACGAUCUAGAAUCGCGAGCAUUGCGGUUGGCUGUUCGCCUUGGGCAGCCUUUUGGGGCAUUUUUACUAGCGCGGCAGCGUGGCGGAGAAUACAAGAGGGUCGCGUCAGAUCGUGAUAUCAUUGCGCAGGUCAAAGAUGUGGCUUCUGUCCGAGACCUGAUGGACGUCAGGACGAUUGAAAUACUGUAGAUGCAUUUUCCUCUGAAAAUUAGGGAUCUGAGCAGUUUUCAUUGGUACUUUCGUAUAUAUCAUACUACAUGCAUAUGCAUUGGACUAUAGUUUCCUUUCAAAGCAGACCCUGGAGA